AUGGGAAUCAGGCCUUUAGACCUGAGUGUAGAAAUAGCAGGUUGUUGGAGAAUGUUGAAGAGAUAUGAUGGUCGGUUGGUUCCUGUGUAUCUCCCGCUCUUUUUGAAGAGUCUUCUGAAGAGCUUUUUCCACAUCUUAUCAGCUCUUUGUCCAACUUCUGGUGCAUCCAGCACAAUGACCAGCUGCUCUUCCUCUCGCUCAUCCAUGUUCCGUUCUUCAGCGAGGUACAGCUGCAGCAGCGUCACUUCUAUCCAAACUGAAGCUUCCUCUUCUCCUCCAGAUCACCUCUUCAUGCCUUUCCUGAGUCAGAAAGUGACAGCGCUUUUUGGGGGUCGUGAAGGUGACUCAGAGUCAUUCAUGAGCGAGAGAGAAACAUUUGCAGGUUGCCAGGGAGACAGGACAUCUCACACUGGGGGUUACCCAGGUGACUGGAGCCAUGGAGACAAACACGGAGCGAUCUGGGUGGAUGAUCGCUAUUACAUGUCAGUGGACGUCAAUCGAUUUGAGCCGCAUGAUAUAGUGGUGAUGGCCUUCAACAACAAUGUUGUCAUUCACGCUGAAAAGGUCAAACACGAUGGCUGUGUCAUAGACAAGUUUACCCACAAAUCUUUGCUACCAGAGGACAUGGACCCUCUGUCUGUUAGUGGGACUCUGACGCUAGAGGGAGUGCUUGUGAUCAGUGUAAAAAGCAUGUCCAGAGCCCCAUCACAUCCCUGA
Messenger RNA from Neoarius graeffei (lesser salmon catfish), 717 nucleotides. RefSeq lists its product as uncharacterized. The coding region runs from base 1 to 717 and encodes 238 amino acids. The transcript is spliced from 4 exons. The record is from RefSeq and is a predicted model, not a curated record. Lineage: Eukaryota; Metazoa; Chordata; Actinopteri; Siluriformes; Ariidae.